Lineus longissimus is the source of this 1453-nucleotide messenger RNA. RefSeq names its product inositol monophosphatase 1-like. The coding region runs from base 87 to 920 and encodes 277 amino acids. The record is from RefSeq and is a predicted model, not a curated record. Gene Ontology annotation, biological process: inositol metabolic process; phosphatidylinositol phosphate biosynthetic process; signal transduction. The transcript has 8 exons. Gene Ontology annotation, molecular function: inositol monophosphate 1-phosphatase activity. NCBI's taxonomy places the organism in Eukaryota, Metazoa, Nemertea, Pilidiophora, Heteronemertea, Lineidae.
UUGUCAAUGACAACGAGCAAAUAGGUUGAAAACUACCUUGUAAAAUCAAUGAUUUUGUGAAAAAUAUAUGAUAAUCAAAAGUUAAAAUGAUAGCAAACGAACCAUUAGACCUUGAUAAAUGUUUCGAAGUUGGAAAGUCUGUUGCAAUAGAGGCUGGGAAGGUUAUUAAAGAAGCAUUCAAAAAGGAAAAAAGAAUUGAAGUGAAAGGUUCUGCUAUCGAUCUCGUGACGGAGACUGAUCAGAAUGUGGAGAAGAUGGUGAUUUCCACAAUCAAGGAGAACUUUCCCACACAUUGUUUUAUUGGUGAAGAAUCAACUGCUGCUGGUGUGAAAAAUGAACUCACUGACGACCCAACAUGGAUAAUAGAUCCCAUAGAUGGCACAACUAACUUUGUCCAUACAUUCCCCUACACAUGUAUAUCCAUCGGUUUACUGGUCAACAAAAAGCCAGUGAUAGGUCUUGUGUACAGUCCGGUCCAGAAUGAAAUGUACACAGCUCAAGCAGGCAAAGGUGCCUUCUGUAAUGAUGAAAGAAUCUAUGUUUCAUCCUGUAAAGGAUGUUCUAGUUCUUUAGUAUUAACUGAAUAUGGCUCUAGUCGAGAUGAUGCAAAACUUCAACUCAAGAUUGAGAACAUCGGGCGUGUCGUCCGCCAUGUUCAUGGAAUUCGUUCCGUUGGGUCGGCCGCCAUGUCAAUGUGCCUAGUGGCGUCAGGUGCAGCAGAUGGAUAUUACGAGUAUGGCUUGCAUUGUUGGGAUAUAGCUGCAGGGGUUCUGCUUGUAGAGGAGGCCGGUGGCAUCAACAUGGAUCCACUAGGUGGACCUCUGGACAUCAUGAGCAGAGGCAUCUUGUGCACUUCGUCCAAGGAACUGGCUGAACAAAUAUCCAAGGAUAUUCAACCAAUUGAAUUUGAAAGAGAUUGAGUUUUUAAGACUUUCGAUAUGCUCUGAAAAUUCACUGGACACCUCUCUAUUAAGGACACUGCACUUGAUUUCCAUUGAUAUUGACCUCUGUAACCAAGACUCCUCUUGAUCAAGGACAGCAUUUGUCUGCCCCAAGGGUGAUAGAGUUUCCUAUUCGGGAAGCUAUGUAGUAAUUUAUACAGGGUGGAUCAAUAAGAAAUGAAAUGCCAGACAAAAAUAGGUAAUCAAAAAUACGUAAAUCAAAAAUCAGACAUAGUGACAAUACUAUUACUAGCCUCUUAUAGUAGGAUGGACAAUCUCUUGAAAUAUUUUAACUUUUGUUGGUGUUGUGCUAGAAUGGUAGAGAUGAAAGAAAGGGUAACUGGUAAUUAUUGAUACAGUAAAAUAUUAGGCCAAGUAACUAGUCAGCUAUUAAUUGUUUACAUGUAUUUUGCUUAUUUUUCUAAUGUUCUUUUAGAAUCGUAGAAAUUUAGAACAUUUGUUUAACUCAAUGUGUACGUGUUUAUAUCCAUAUGCAAUAAAAAUGAAGGAAU